This is a messenger RNA of Racocetra fulgida, 293 nucleotides long. NCBI's taxonomy places the organism in Eukaryota, Fungi, Glomeromycota, Glomeromycetes, Diversisporales, Gigasporaceae. The record is from the annotation of a GenBank genome assembly.
UGAGUUUAUUGAUGCUGCACAUGACAAAGUAAUAAAUGAAAAGUUGAAUGAAGCAGUAGCUGAAAACUAUCAAGAUGCACGUUACGAAGUAAUAAAUGAAGUGUUAAACGAAUCACUAUCACUAAAUGAAGUAGAAGUUGAAAACUAUCAAGAUGACACAAGACAAUCUUUUCAUACCUGGGAUGAUGUUGAAAAUUUUCUAAAGGAUUAUGGAUUAGAAAAGGGUUUUAGUAUCCGCAAAAAACGUAUAGAAACACAAACAGAAAAUGAUACUCAAAUCUUAUGUAAAGUUA